Molecule: messenger RNA, 519 nt
Organism: Branchiostoma belcheri (Belcher's lancelet)
Lineage: Eukaryota; Metazoa; Chordata; Leptocardii; Amphioxiformes; Branchiostomatidae
Product: vitamin D(3) 25-hydroxylase-like
Exons: 3
Coding region: 1-519 (172 amino acids)
Biological process (GO): xenobiotic metabolic process
Cellular component (GO): intracellular membrane-bounded organelle; cytoplasm
Molecular function (GO): oxidoreductase activity, acting on paired donors, with incorporation or reduction of molecular oxygen, reduced flavin or flavoprotein as one donor, and incorporation of one atom of oxygen; heme binding; iron ion binding
Source: RefSeq, a predicted model, not a curated record
AUGGCGGCUGGCGUGCUCUCGUCAGAGAUUCUUUACCUACCCCGUUUAAACCUCCAGACGUCUCUUGUAUUCAUCCUUGCCUUUCUUCUAGCUUGGUUGUAUCUCAAACGCCCGAGGAACCGUCCUCCCUACCCGGCAGGGUGGUGGCCUGUUCUCGGGCACCUCCUCGCCUUGGGCCGAGCGCCUCACCUCAAGCUGACGGCGUGGAGGCGGCAGUACGGGGACGUCUUUACUGUUAGGAUCGGGAUGGAAGAUGUGGUGGUUCUGAACGGCUACGCUGCCGUCAAGGACGCGCUCGUGGACAGGUCCGAGCUGUUCGCCUCCAGGCCGACAAAUUACAUAUUCGACCUCAUCACUGGAUUUGGGAAAGGUGUGGGUAGUGCACGGUGGGGAAAACCCUUCAAACAGAAGAAAAAGUUCGUCUCCACAGUCCUGAGGACUCUCGGCGUGAAGGAAGGCCUGGGCAGCAUGGAGGGGAAGAUUCGAGAAGAGACAGGCUGCCUCUGCGCCAAGGGGUAG